Molecule: messenger RNA, 691 nt
Organism: Erythranthe guttata (spotted monkey flower)
Lineage: Eukaryota; Viridiplantae; Streptophyta; Magnoliopsida; Lamiales; Phrymaceae
Product: class V chitinase CHIT5b-like
Biological process (GO): carbohydrate metabolic process; chitin catabolic process
Cellular component (GO): extracellular region
Molecular function (GO): chitin binding; chitinase activity
Source: RefSeq, a predicted model, not a curated record
CUCUCUCUAUAUAUACUGUAUACUGGAUGCAUACUGAAUAUUGGCAAAUUAAAGUUACUUAACAAUGGCUGCAAACCUGAUCAAAAUUCUCAAAUUCUGCACAUUUUCGAUAUUCGUUGCAUGUACUGCUGCCAUGGCUUCCCAAUUAUCAGCUUCUCCGGCGGCGGCGGCGGCGGCGGUCAGAGGCGCCUACUUUCCUUCAUGGGCUGAAGAUUUCGGCCCAUCUUCCAUUAACACAAAGCUCUUCACACACAUCUACUACGCAUUCAUCAAUCCGAGCAACGUCACUUUCAAAUUCGAAAUCGACCCGGCGGAAUCCCUCCGCCUCCUCAAUUUCACGUCAUCCCUCCGGGGAAACAAACCGCCGCCCAAAUCACUCUUCUCCGUCGGCGGAUCCGGCGAAGCUCGAAACGGUGUCGGUUUAUUCCGUGGCGGGAAACUACUGGGUUGGGUACGACGAUACGACGUCGGUUACUGUGAAAAUUGGGUACGCUCGUGGGCUUGGGCUUCGUGGUUACUUCUUUUGGGCUGUCAACGGCGAUUACAAGUGGAAAAUUUCGAAAAGAGCUUCGCACUUGUGGUCUCAUUGAAGAAUUAUUUGGUUAAUAAGUAGUCACUGAUAUCUUUGUACCACUUUCUGUGUGUUGUAUUUCAUUCAAUUUUUAUUUAUUUUCAAUGAGAUUUAGUUUCG